AUGUCCAGAGAAUUAUUUGGUGGUGCUAUUUCCAUGUAUAUUCCUCCUUCCUUUGAGGAUGUCAGUAAUGUAAGAGACGUACCGGAUAACCAAGAAGUUUUCGCAGAUUUGAAUACAGAUCAAAGUAUUAUUGUUGAAAUACUACAAUUCGUUCAUCAAGCUUCAAAUGAAGAUGCCGCAAGGUAUCAUUUUGAAUCUGUUGCUAAUGAUAAUGAUGCAGAAGACUAUAGUACUAUACAUCAAAUUACUCAAUUAACCCCACAAGAAGUUCCAUCCCUUCCACCUGAUACACAAAUGUAUUUUUGUACAGGUAAACAAUCGGUAGCAAAGUUUAACGAAACCGAUCCAGAUGCUCCUAAAAGCAGUAGUCGUCAAACUUCUCAAGUAGAAAAUGUUCAAAUCGGUUUUA
Messenger RNA from Funneliformis mosseae, 409 nucleotides. The record is from the annotation of a GenBank genome assembly. NCBI's taxonomy places the organism in Eukaryota, Fungi, Glomeromycota, Glomeromycetes, Glomerales, Glomeraceae.